UGACAGAGCGCUCUUUCUCUCUCUCUGCAUAACGUUUGAUUUCGUUGAGGUUCAGAUUCAAAAACGCACUUUCACUCCACAAUACCCUUUCACUUCACAGCGACCUCGCUGUACGAGCGGCUUUCAGCACCAUGGCGUCGCGUGAGACCAAGGCUUGCGCUGACACCACGCUGUGCUGGGCGACCCCAGUCCGAGUCGAAGUUUUGGGAGCUCACUUGGAGACAUACAUCCAGUUGUUACCGACAAUCAACGCCCUGCGACUCUGUCAUCGGUUCGGGUCAUCAUCGAAUGCUUUCGUCGCCAAGCUUCCUCAAGAGCUCAUCAUGUAUAUUGAGCGCCUACUCAUCUCUGAAGCACGGGCACGGUCUCUACGAGCCUGGAAGAGAGACUUUCGAUGCUUCCAACAGAAAUGCAAGCCCAGUGAACACGUCAGUAAGGAAGCGUUGGAAUCACUGCGCCAACUCGCCAUCCAAGGAGAAAUACCGUGGGACGAAGCUGAGGACUACUACGACGUGGAUAGGCGCAUUGAGUUGCAUCUUCGAGAUGAAACGUCAGAGUGGGAGAAGAAGCACACCAAGCGUGCUGAGUCGUGGCAGGCGCGUGUCGGCGCAUCGUGGCAGACACGGUUCAGCAAAGAUCAAGGAUGCUGGUUCAACGCCAAUGCCGACCUCAUCUCCACUCAUUUCGGUCUCGAGGUUGCGCUCGUCCAUGUAGACAUCGACGAAUAUGGCCAAGAGGAGGAGUUGUGGGAAGACUUUGGAGACCAAUAUCCGACGGGGACUACAACAGCAUAUCUGCAGCUGCCCAGAGCCCGCACGGAGUCUUUGCACUGGAGGUAUCCAAUGCCAGAUCCAUUCGGUUGUUCUUUCGCCAUGCAAACUGGCCACGGGAUGCUCGUGAAGGUACCGAAACAACUUCCGACUUCAGCACGUCACCGUACCGAUCGGAUCAUGUCGAUACUGGGCCUCAAGCCUUUCAUUGCGCCAAGCCAGGAAGGCCUCGCGCUCUCGACGGAAGAUGAGUUUGAGCACCAUGGCUUGGCAAAGACAAUGACAUGGCCACAGCUCAUGCUCAUCGUCCGCGGCACGACUGAUUUCGAGGGCACUCACUGACUGGACUUCACGAGGGGCUUGUAUCGGCCACUGAGGACAGGCGGGCUGGCCGAUGUCUUUGCUAGAUGACUGAUGCGGGACAGACUGAAAUCGCUCGCGUACCCUCAACGAGGCAAUCGGAAUGAUGAAGGGCACAUCCGUGGUUAGAGUUGCGUUCAGCACACGCAGGCCGCUGUCUGCGAUUGCCCAGUGAUGAGUAUAGUGUAUUGUAGCAGAU
Neohortaea acidophila is the source of this 1329-nucleotide messenger RNA. RefSeq lists its product as uncharacterized. The record is from RefSeq and is a predicted model, not a curated record. The transcript has a single exon. The coding region runs from base 132 to 1112 and encodes 326 amino acids. NCBI's taxonomy places the organism in Eukaryota, Fungi, Ascomycota, Dothideomycetes, Mycosphaerellales, Teratosphaeriaceae.